Molecule: messenger RNA, 1279 nt
Organism: Hyphopichia burtonii NRRL Y-1933
Lineage: Eukaryota; Fungi; Ascomycota; Pichiomycetes; Serinales; Debaryomycetaceae
Gene: CRK1
Product: cyclin-dependent serine/threonine protein kinase
Exons: 1
Biological process (GO): protein phosphorylation
Cellular component (GO): nucleus
Molecular function (GO): cyclin-dependent protein serine/threonine kinase activity; ATP binding
Source: RefSeq, a predicted model, not a curated record
CCAUAUAUGAGUUCAGACUUGGUUGGAUUAUUAGAAAAUCCAAACAUUCACUUAUCAAUACCACAGAUUAAAUGUUUAAUGUUACAAUUAUUAGAAGGAACUAAUUAUAUACAUCAACAACGAUAUUUACAUCGAGAUAUCAAAGCAGCAAACAUUUUAAUUGAUUAUAAUGGGAUUUUGAAAAUUGCAGACUUUGGGUUAGCACGUCAUUAUCAUGGUAAAAAACCCGAUUUAGGCAAAGGACCAGGAGGAGGAGAAAGAAAUUAUACUGCAUUAGUAGUUACAAGAUGGUAUAGGCCACCAGAAUUAUUAUUAGGAGAAAGAAAGUAUACAACCAGUGUUGAUAUGUGGGGGGUUGGAUGUGUUUUCGGAGAAUUAUUCAAUCAUAAACCAAUUUUGGCAGGACUGUCAGAUUCACAACAGGCACAAAUUAUUUUUGAAUUAAUUGGACCACCCACUAGUGAUAAUUGGUAUAAUGCCAACUUAUUACCAAAUAAAACUGAUUAUACCAUUGGUUUGAGAUGUAAAAGAACUUUAGAAACUAGGUUUUCAAGAUUUAUGAAACAAGAUGGAUUAAAUUUAUUAUCAGGAUUACUAGCAUUAGAUCCAUUUAAAAGAUUGAAUUCUUUAGAUGCAAUUAAUCAUGAGUAUUUCAAGAAUGAACCAUUGCCCUUGAAACCUCAUGAAUUACCAAGAUUUGAAGAAAGUCACGAAAUCGACAAGGAAAGAUAUAAAAAGCAAAAACAAAAUAAUGAAACUUCUGGUUAUAACAGUGGUCCUUCUGCACCAGUACCAUCAAUAAACGCUAAAGCUCAACCAAAAGUUGAUACCUAUAUACCUAAUAGAUCAAACCGUACUGAAACUUAUAUACCAAGACCAAAAAACAAUUAUCCUCGGACCGAAACUUAUAUUCCACAACCAAAGCCAAAAAAUGAUGUUAAGUUACCUGAUAAACCUCGAGUUACGAACAAAUCGCCAUCUCCUCAAAAAUUAAAGGCUGCUUCAAGAAAUAGUGGGAUUUUCAUGAAUAGUUCAAGAAAUAUUUCAAAACCUUUGCCUAAAAGACCUUUAAGUUCAAGAAGUGAUCCAUUGGCUAAAAGGAAAAAAUUGGCCGAUGAUGCUAAUGACAGUGACUUGACCGAUUUCGAUGAAGAUUUUAAAGAUGAAAGUGAAAACAAAUUAAAUGAUUUCAUCGAUUGGAAUCGUUAUAAAGAUUCCAAAGAAUACAAAAAUUUAGAAGCUGCAAGCAGAAAGCAUUCCGCUCUAGACUAUUAACGUG